AUGCCGUCGCCCUCGAUGAGCGUUACGAGAUACUUGCCGUCGCUGCCCUUCUUUCCGUGGAACUUGGCCACCUCGGAGGCGUAUCUGGAGGUCGAGGGCGAAGGGUGGGCUGGCGGUUGGUUGUGCAGGCGCAGCCGUCAAGCUCCAUCCGCAAAAACGCAACCGCGGGUCUUUUCUGCCAAGCCUCCACCUUGCGCCUCCGUCAUCCAUGGCAUCGACAAACACAUUCAAGGCCGCCAGCCCAGCGUCUGCCAUGUCCAAUUCCCCACACAUCGAACGGUAGCCAUUUGCGAUGCGAAUGCAUGUCUACAAGAACAUUUUCCUUUGGUCACUUGUGUCAGAACUGCCAUUGCUGCACCGAAGCGUUGUGCUACCUACAGUGAAGGUCUUACCGGUACCGUACCGAACACUUUUCAUGUCCAAGACCCAUUGUCACAACAGCUCCUCUCCAAUCAAAUCCCAGAACCUCCCUAUCGCAUUUUGUACCUCGAAGUAUCCAUAGCUAUGUUUCGUGACUCUCUUCGGCCCGUUGCGAGGAUGGCGGACCGUAGGGCCGAUGGAGUGUGUGGGGUUUCGUUCGCGCUGUGGCUGAGGUACGUUCAAGGAGACCGCUGGAGCCAAAACGUGGUAAGCCUUGUAGUCAUGGGGUUAUGCUCGAACCCAGGUUUCGACUUUGUAGCACGAGGGAUUCACCCGCUAGCUUCGGUCGCAUUCGUUGAUAAGACAGAUAAGCAUGCCCAGACGUUGCUGAUCACUGAACUCUGUGUGAACGUCGUUUGCGGCUUUUGUCUCUUCUUCCUUUUGAAACAUCCAGCCCCUUUAUCCAAUUUGCCUUUUAUCGUGUGCGAAGACCGACUUGGACGGGAAAAGGGGACAUCAGUAGAGUAUCAGAAGGUUUUCGGAAAUGAGCCAAGGUUGAAUGGAGACAACUUGCUGAGGAUCUUCCAAGAAGCUAGCGCGCCCGGAUCGAACGGCGAGUGUGGAGCCGCAACUGCAGGCGACGGGCUCCUGACGCCACCGUCUCUGCAUCGCGGCCAAAAACCAAGGAGAGUAUGGAUGACUGCAUGUGCUGUUUUGGGCGAUACCAUGUUUGCCUCUGCUGGGCCGGUACUUACAACAACGGUAGAGUGCCUGCCCAGUGCCCCAGUGCCCGCCAGCCAGCGAUUGAUGGGAUUUCCGGGCCGUCCUGGGUCUCUUCAAAGCGUGCGCGCAAGAAGCAAUGACAUCAUUCUGUUGCAUCGUUUGAUUUCCGUUGAUCUCCACACAUGCACUCCCAUCGAGCUCAGACACGGCAACGGCGCCAACCUGACGCGGCUGUGGCUCGGUUUGCCUAGGCCGGAUGCAGAUCAACCUUGUGCAGUUGUUCAUGUGGCACUGCGUCUGAGGAGCCAGCGAAGCAGCCUUGUUCGGUCCUGUCAACAAAGAAAAUCCAUGGCUGCAUCAAGAGCUGAGCCUCUGUGUGUACGCCCUUUGCCUCCAGGCCGAGACGGGAAGCUGGUUAGAGUGGCGUAG
Plenodomus lingam JN3 is the source of this 1512-nucleotide messenger RNA. Lineage: Eukaryota; Fungi; Ascomycota; Dothideomycetes; Pleosporales; Leptosphaeriaceae. The record is from RefSeq and is a predicted model, not a curated record.